Molecule: messenger RNA, 834 nt
Organism: Limulus polyphemus (Atlantic horseshoe crab)
Lineage: Eukaryota; Metazoa; Arthropoda; Merostomata; Xiphosura; Limulidae
Exons: 3
Coding region: 1-834 (277 amino acids)
Source: RefSeq, a predicted model, not a curated record
AUGACGAAAAGGGACAGCUCAAACUGCUUCUGCAAAGAUUUACACAAGCUGAACCUUGUGAUGCAGUUUGACUCUGAACCUAUGAGAAAUCCAAAGGCUAUCAUGGCAAAACUAGAUGGGGCCAAGUUCUUUUCCAAGAUCGACCUCCAUAAAGUCAAAGUUAGCAAACUGAAAUUGCUUCAUAACACAGAUCUUGUUGAAUCUCCUGUUAUUCUAUGGACCUAUCCUGUUGCUUUAAGGAUUACAUUUGAAGGAGAAGAUUCAAACCGUGUACAGACAUCACAUGAGAAGCUAGAUAAAGGUUCAAACCAUGUACAGACAUCACAUGAGAAGCUAGAUAAAGAUUCAAACUAUGUACAGACAUCACAUGAGAACCUAGAUAAAGAUUCAAACCGUGUACAGACAUCACAUGAGAAGCUAGAUAAAGAUUCAAACCGUGUACAGACAUCACAUGAGAAGCUAGAUAAAGAUUCAAACCGUGUACAGACAUCACAUGAGAAGCUAGAUAAAGAUCCAAACCGUGUACAGACAUCACAUGAGAAGCUAGAUAAAGAUUCAAACCUUGUACAUACAUCACAUGAGAAGCUAGAUAAAGAUCCAAACCUUGUACAGACAUCACAUGAGAAGCUAGAUAAAAGUUUAAUGUUUGUACAGACAUCACAUGAGAAGCUAGAUAAAGAUUCAAACCUUGUACAGACAUCACAUGAGAAGCUAGAUAAAAGUUUAAUGUUUGUACAGACAUCACAUGAGAAGCUACAUAAAAGUUUAAUGUUUGUACAGACAUCACAUGGAAAGCUGGAUAAAAGUUUAAUGUUUGUACAGACACCUCCUUGA